Messenger RNA from Pundamilia nyererei, 3681 nucleotides. It is a transcript of the gene ogdhb, whose product is annotated as oxoglutarate dehydrogenase b. Bases 217 to 3243 code for a protein of 1008 amino acids. The record is from RefSeq and is a predicted model, not a curated record. Gene Ontology annotation, cellular component: mitochondrion; oxoglutarate dehydrogenase complex. NCBI's taxonomy places the organism in Eukaryota, Metazoa, Chordata, Actinopteri, Cichliformes, Cichlidae. Gene Ontology annotation, molecular function: oxoglutarate dehydrogenase (succinyl-transferring) activity; thiamine pyrophosphate binding. The transcript has 23 exons. Gene Ontology annotation, biological process: tricarboxylic acid cycle.
ACGGGAGGCUCCGGGGAAGGCGUCAAAAGCACCUACGAGACGGUGGAAAAGGAUCCAUUGGACAGUUGAGAGAAGAAAAGGGGCUGUGUCUGCAGAUAAGCCAAUCUCUCCAUUUCAGCAAGCCAGAUGGAUUUGAAGACGGGCAGCUGCUGAUUAGCCUGGAGGAUCUCCUUGUCCAGGAGAGUGGUCCUGCAGAACUGUGACUCAUCUGCUGCUAUGCACCGCUUAAGGACUACGGUUGUAAGGCUUUGGCCUUUAACGGCUGUACAAAUGGCCCAGAGCCUAUCAAAGCCUGUACCAUUGGCAGUUAAACAGGGCUUAAGGACAUCUCAGCCCGCAAGGCACCUGAACACACCUCUAGCUAGUGAACCCUUUCUUAAUGGCACUAGCUCUAACUAUGUGGAGGAGAUGUACUACACAUGGCUGGAGAAUCCAAAGAGUGUACACAAGUCCUGGGAUGUGUUUUUCCGUAAUGCCAGUGCUGGGGCUCCGCCUGGUGCAGCCUAUCAGGGCCCACCACACCUCAGUAGGACUUCAGAAAGACUGGUGGGGACUCAACCCAGUGUGGAGAAGCUGGUGGAGGAUCAUCUAGCCGUACACUCACUUAUUCGAGCAUACCAGGUAAGAGGGCAUCACAUAGCCAAGCUGGAUCCCCUGGACAUCAGUUGUGUAGACUUUGACGAUGCCCCCUGUACUAUUGGUUUCCAGAACGUCGGCAUUUAUGGGCUGGCUGAAAGUGACUUAGAUAAGGUGUUCCGGCUUCCCACUACCACCUUCAUUGGUGGGAAUGAAAGUGCUCUGCCUCUCAGAGAGAUCAUAUACCGCCUUGAGAGAGCUUACUGUCAACACAUCGGUGUAGAGUUUAUGUUUAUUAAUGACAUGGAACAGUGCCAAUGGAUCAGACAGAAGUUUGAGACUCCAGGAGUUAUGCAGUGCACUCUGGAGGAGAAGAGGACCCUACUGGCCAGAAUGAUCCAGUCAACCAGGUUUGAGGAAUUUCUCCAAAGGAAGUGGUCUUCAGAGAAGCGCUUUGGCCUGGAAGGUUGUGAGUCGCUCAUUCCAGCCCUGAAGACCAUCAUUGACAAGUCCAGUCAGAGUGGAGUGGAGAGUGUAAUCAUGGGAAUGCCACACAGAGGCAGACUGAAUGUGCUGGCAAAUGUGAUCCGGAAGGAGCUGGAGCAAAUCUUUUGUCAGUUUGACUCUAAGUUAGAGGCUGCGGAUGAGGGUUCUGGCGAUGUGAAAUAUCACUUGGGGAUGUAUCACAGGAGGAUGAACCGGGUCAGUGACAAGUACAUGACAUUGUCUCUCGUGGCAAACCCCUCCCACUUGGAGGCCGUUGAUCCAGUGGUGCAGGGAAAGACCAAAGCUGAGCAGUUCUACUGUGGGGACACUGAGGGAAAGAGAGUGAUGUCUAUUCUCCUUCAUGGCGAUGCUGCAUUUGCAGGUCAGGGUAUAGUGUAUGAGACAUUCCACCUGUCUGACCUGCCAUCCUACACCACACAUGGUACAAUACAUGUGGUGGUCAACAACCAGAUUGGUUUUACGACAGAUCCCAGGGUGGCUCGUUCAUCUCCGUACCCAACCGAUGUAGCUCGAGUGGUCAAUGCACCCAUCUUUCACGUUAAUGCAGAUAAUCCAGAGGCUGUGAUGUAUGUGUGCAAAGUUGCAGCUGAAUGGAGGAACACAUUCCAUAAAGAUGUUGUUGUAGACCUGGUGUGUUACAGACGGAACGGACAUAAUGAGAUAGAUGAGCCCAUGUUCACACAGCCGCUGAUGUACAAGCGCAUCAAGAAGCAGAAAGGAGUCCUGCAGAAAUUUGUUGAAAAACUCAUUGAUGAAGGAGUCGUCACAACUCAAGAAUAUGAGGAGGAAGUAGCCAGUUAUGACAAAAUCUGUGAGGAAGCUUAUACUCGCUCCAAAGAUGAAAAGAUCCUACACAUCAAGCACUGGCUAGAUUCACCCUGGCCCGGCUUUUUCACACUGGAGGGUCAGCCUAGAAGUAUGACCUGUCCUUCGACUGGCAUCAGCGAGCAAGCGCUCAGCCACAUUGGCAACAUUGCUGCAUCUGUCCCAGUGCAGGAUUUUGCUAUACAUGGAGGCUUGAGUCGUAUCCUAAAGGGACGUGCAAAUAUGGUGAGCCAGCGACUGUGUGACUGGGCUCUAGGGGAGUAUAUGGCCUUUGGCUCUCUGCUCAAGGAGGGAAUCCAUGUGCGUCUCAGUGGUCAGGAUGUGGAGAGGGGCACGUUCAGCCAUCGACACCAUGUUCUUCAUGACCAAAAUACUGACAAAAGGAUGUGCAUCCCAAUGAAUUAUAUCUCCCCUGAUCAAGCUCCUUACACUGUGUGUAACAGCUCUCUAUCUGAAUAUGCAGUGCUGGGUUUUGAAUUAGGCUUUGCUAUGGCCAGUCCCAAUGCACUGGUUCUAUGGGAGGCCCAGUUUGGAGACUUUCACAAUACAGCCCAGUGCAUCAUCGAUCAGUUUAUCAGCUCGGGACAGGCCAAGUGGGUCAGACAGAAUGGCAUAGUGUUGUUGCUUCCUCAUGGCAUGGAGGGAAUGGGUCCAGAGCACUCAUCUGCACGCCCUGAAAGAUUUCUACAGAUGUGCAAUGAUGACCCAGAUGUAUUCCCUGAACUGUCUGAAGACUUUGCCAUGCAUCAGCUUUAUGACUGUAACUGGAUUGUUGUGAACUGCUCUACUCCUGCAAACUACUUCCACGUUCUCCGCAGACAGAUCCUGCUGCCUUUCAGGAAGCCCCUCAUAGUACUAACUCCAAAGUCGCUGUUGCGCCACCCUGAGGUUAAGUCCAGCUUUGAUGAUAUGCUUCCAGGCACACAUUUCAGGCGUCUAAUCCCAGAUAAUGGGCAUGCAGCCACCAACCCUGAGAAGGUGAAGAGACUAAUUUUCUGCACCGGCAAGAUUUACUAUGAACUGACCCGGGAACGCAAGAACAGAGGCAUGGACGAAGCUAUUGCUGUUGUACGCAUCGAGCAGCUGUCACCAUUCCCCUUUGAUCUGGUGAAAGAAGAGGCUGAUCACUAUCCAAAUGCAGAUUUGGUUUGGUGUCAAGAAGAGCACAAAAACCACGGCUACUAUGACUAUGUCAAGCCCCGCAUCAGCACCACCAUCGGUCACACACGCCCCAUCUGCUAUGCUGGUCGCGAGGCUGCAGCAGCUCCAGCCACUGGAAACAAGCACACUCACAAGAUGGAGCUGCAAUAUUUGCUGGACACAGCACUGAACUGAAUCUACAUUGAUACUAAGGGCUGAUGAUCUCCCACCACUCUGGGAUAUAGCCUAUCUGCAGAGCUUCAGAGAAUCCAGACCGGCUUCACCAUUUUCCAGAAAUUUUACGUCAUUGUGUUUUUACUUCAGUAUUUUUACAGAUUAGAAUUGUAAACAGGUGUAAUCUCAAAACACACAAUGACUUUUAACACUAUUACAAUCUCAUGUUUACAGUGAAGGACUAGAGAAAACUCUGAUGAUAUGCCUGUAAUCCAUCUGUGAAUUUAGACAAAUUACAGUUUUAAGACUGUAAUAUUUUAUUUUUCUUAUAUUCAGUCAGAUAAUUAAUCCAGAUCAAAUCUUCAAAUAAUAUUAUUGAUGUGUGGUAUACUGUUUUGGGUCAAACAAUCAGAAACUUUCCCCAAAAGUUAAUUCUGUUCAUCUGGACCUAGUGUUUUC